Osmia lignaria (orchard mason bee) is the source of this 578-nucleotide messenger RNA. Lineage: Eukaryota; Metazoa; Arthropoda; Insecta; Hymenoptera; Megachilidae. The record is from RefSeq and is a predicted model, not a curated record.
AGAAUUUUAAACCUACCGCCAUAUUGCGCAUAGAACGCAAAAAGCAAGGCACACGAAAAAGAGACGCUACUGAAAUUUUUAUUACUAUAAUAUAAAAAAAAAAAUGGGAAAAAGUUAGAAAAAGAUGGAUCUGAACGAGUUUGAAGAAAUUGGGCAAUAUAUCUUGGACGCUGUCUGUAUCCGCAACAUCGGCCCAGUUUUCAAUAACAAUUUGGCGCACAGAAUUGGCCGAACAUGUAUCGACUGUGCAUUUAAAAUGGUCCCGGAAGCGAAGGAGAUGUGGUUCUUUAUGGGAUGGCACAACCAUGUAUCCAAAAAUACAGAUAUCAACUAUAUCCACUGCAUAAUAUGCAGAAAAGUGCUAUGCAGGAUGAGACCAGCAGCCUCCUGCACUAGCUGCAGAAGUAGACUAUUCGCAGCCGACAAUGAACAUAAGGAAACCUUUCGUGAAGGAUUUAUUUUGCCGACUCUAGACCCUAACAUUUUUCCAUUAAAGGAUGUUGUUGUGCAAAAUGAAGAGUACAGAGUCAUUACUCAUAAUUAAUAUUAAUCCAUGUUUUCUUUCUUUUAUAAAAUAC